Messenger RNA from Penicillium canariense, 690 nucleotides. RefSeq names its product DUF1254-domain-containing protein. The record is from RefSeq and is a predicted model, not a curated record. NCBI's taxonomy places the organism in Eukaryota, Fungi, Ascomycota, Eurotiomycetes, Eurotiales, Aspergillaceae. The coding region runs from base 1 to 690 and encodes 229 amino acids. The transcript has 4 exons.
AUGCAGCUAACAGCUCGCAUGGCGCCCAAUAACCCACCAGGCGACAUCUCUGACCUGGACCGGGUCACCCGGCUGCUAAAGGACCGGAUUAGUGCCCACGGCGGAACAGACGACGCGCAGGGGCCAACCUUUGACCCGCGCAUACGCAGCCUCCCUUACAACCAUGGCCACUGCGGGCUAGUCCAGCUCCCCUCCACCGCGCAGGGCGACUACGACCCAGACUACGUGAUGCGCCGAUUCGUCGCUGCCGGGCAGGGCGGCUCGGUGUUGAGUCUGGGGCCGAGGGAGGCGUUCAUCUUCCGGUUUCUGGGCAGGGCGGUGGUGGUGCGGGGUGAGUUUUGGAGUUUGACGGCGUAUGAUGCGGAGCAGUAUUUGGUUGCGAAUUCGUUGAAUCAGUAUGCGCUGGGGGACCGGCCGGAUAUGAUGUAUGCCGAUGGUCUGCUGGUCUACGAUGAUAAGAGUAGUGGUGACAAGGGGUUUGAGAUCCUCUGCCGACGGUCAGGCGAACUGGCUCCCCGCGUGGACGGCGGAGACUCCUCGGGGACUCGUAAGGGCGAGCGCUCGCUUGGAUUGGGGUUGAUUGGGAGGGAGCUAAUUUCCCAAAGAAUUUCGGUUUUAUGCCCCGAGCGUGGCACCGCGGACCGCGCAGUGGGGACAUCGGUGGUGCAGAAGGUGGAAGCCGUGGCAUGA